Clavispora lusitaniae ATCC 42720 is the source of this 1050-nucleotide messenger RNA. It is a transcript of the gene VPS70, whose product is annotated as putative zinc metalloprotease. Gene Ontology annotation, molecular function: carboxypeptidase activity. The record is from RefSeq and is a predicted model, not a curated record. Lineage: Eukaryota; Fungi; Ascomycota; Pichiomycetes; Serinales; Metschnikowiaceae.
AUGGACGUUGCCGUAGUGGGCCGCUUUUUAAGUAUGGGUGCUUCUCCCGUGUUGAAAAAGGUCUUGCGGAAAGUGGCCAGGUGGUUGCCUUAUCCAGUAGAGGGCGAAGGAAGCUUGUAUGAUCACUUUGUCAAAGAAGGUGGCGACAAUAUCCACAACUUGGGUUCCGGUUCCGACUACACCGUUUUCUUGGAGCACUUGGGAAUUCCUUCGGCAGACUUGGGCUUCAAGCAAGGCAAGGGUGAUGCCAUCUACCAGUACCAUUCCAACUACGACUCGUACUACUGGAUGUCGCAGUUUGGGGACAAGGACUUUGUCUACCACAACUUGGCUGCCAAGUAUCUUGGGGCUGUAGCGUUGGAAUUAAGCAACAAGGCUGUGAUUGAUUUUUCUGUGGAAGAUUACGCGGCAGACUUACUCAAGUAUUAUGCGGAAAUUGAGGAGACUAUUCCGCAUGAAUGGUAUAACAAGCCAAUUCUGCAUGCGGCUAUGCAGAGUUACUUGGACGAUCUCGAUGCAGACCUUUAUGUUUAUGAAGCUUCGAACGAGUACUAUUUCCCGCAAGAGAGAUAUUAUUUCCCGGAGUUCAUGACUCCUUUCCAAUGCGGCCACAACCGCCGAAUGAAGAUGCGGGCUCCUUCGCAUCACACCAACGUGACAUUUGGAAAACUUGUGGAGCAUACUAAAGUACAGUUGCAGCAGUUGCAGGAGGCCGCGCAGGAGUUUGACGUGCGGAGCGACAAGUUGCAGGAUGCAUACAGACACCGUGCAGACUUGCACUGGUGGCAGAAGCUCCGCCUCCACUUUGAAAUCAGGCACCACAACAAGUUGCUCCAGUACUUCGAGCGGAAUUUCCUCUACCACCAUGGACUUGACCAGAGAUCGUGGUUUAAACACAUCGUUUUCGCGUCGGGUAGGUACACAGGCUAUGCAGGACAAACAUGGCCUGGUGUGCGUGAGGCUAUCGAGGAUGCGGACUUGGACCGCGCAGUAAAAUGGCUUGGCAUUAUCGCCCGCGCCGCAAAAAGAACAGGUUUCAGUUUGCACUGA